Molecule: messenger RNA, 718 nt
Organism: Spinacia oleracea (spinach)
Lineage: Eukaryota; Viridiplantae; Streptophyta; Magnoliopsida; Caryophyllales; Amaranthaceae
Product: monothiol glutaredoxin-S1-like
Exons: 1
Coding region: 197-505 (102 amino acids)
Source: RefSeq, a predicted model, not a curated record
CAUUUACUCACAGCAGAAACAAGAAAUCCAUUAGUAAACCUGAAUGCAAUACCACAUUCAACCCUCCAUCUGCCUGAUUGUUUUUUGUAUCCAGAAGAAUCUGCAGUAAGAAAAUAGAAAAGGCAGCAAUUAAAAAAAAACCUUUACACCUCUCAAAAGCCAAAGCUACCAAAAAAAUCUAGCUAAUUAACAAGCAAUGGAUGUUGUGAACCGUUUGGUUGUACAGAAGCCUUUGGUAAUCUUUACUAAAAGUUCUUGUUGCAUAAGCCACUCAGUCAUGCAACUCAUAAGUAGUUAUGGAGCAAAUGCAACAGUUUAUGAACUGGAUAACAUGUCCAAUGGACAAGAAGUAGAUAAAGCGCUCCAAAUUCUAGGGCUUCGGCCAAGUGUUCCUGCUGUUUUCAUAGGCCAGAAGUUAGUAGGUGGAGCUAAUGAGAUUAUUAGCCUGCAGGUUCAAGGAAGACUUGUGCCAUUGCUCAAGGAGGCAGGAGCUUUAUGGGUGUAGAAUAAAAUACCUUACAUCUAGCAAGAAUUCAUUUACGACAUAAUAUUCAGAGUUAAUCUUUUUUGGUACUGUUUAAUUAUUAGAUUUGUAACUAAGAAGGGACUAGUUUCUUCUUUUUGAUUUCCCUCCAUCUCUUUUUUUUCUAAUAGGAUGGAAGGGCAUUACAUAUAGCCCCAAGUGUAAGCUCAAGUAAUGAAGUAUCUAUUCCACUUA